GUGUGGAAUAUCAAACAGAUGAUUAAAUUAACGCAAGAACAUAUAGAGGCACUGCUAGACAAAUUUGGAGGAGAGCAUAACCCACCAUCAAUAUAUCUAGAGGCCUAUGAGGAGUACACCAGCAAACUUGAUGCUCUGCAGCAGCGAGAACAGCAGCUGCUGGAAUCCAUGGGGAACGGAACUGAUUUCUCUGUCUCCAGUUCAGCUUCAACAGACACAGUUGCAUCAUCUUCCUCCUCUAGCCUCUCUGUAGCACCUUCAUCCCUUCUGGUUUUUCAAAACCCUGCUGAUAUGUCACGGAAUAACCCUAAGUCUCCACAGAAGCCUAUUGUUAGAGUCUUCCUGCCCAACAAGCAAAGGACUGUGGUUCCAGCAAGAUGUGGGGUGACGGUCCGAGACAGCCUAAAGAAAGCUCUGAUGAUGAGAGGUCUUAUUCCAGAAUGCUGUGCUGUUUACAGGAUACAAGAUGGAGAGAAGAAGCCAAUCGGCUGGGACACUGACAUCUCCUGGCUCACGGGAGAGGAGUUGCACGUGGAAGUCUUGGAGAAUGUGCCACUCACGACACACAAUUUUGUACGAAAAACAUUCUUCACGUUGGCGUUCUGCGACUUUUGUCGAAAGCUGCUUUUCCAGGGAUUCCGGUGCCAGACCUGUGGCUACAAAUUUCACCAGCGCUGUAGUACAGAAGUGCCACUGAUGUGUGUUAAUUAUGACCAACUUGAUUUGCUGUUUGUCUCCAAGUUCUUUGAACAUCACCCCAUACCACAGGAGGAGGCCUCCUUAGGAGAGACCACCCCAGCAUCUGGAUCGUACCCCUCAGUGCCCCCCUCAGAUUCUGUAGGACCACCAAUUCUCCCUAGUCCUUCUCCUUCAAAAUCCAUUCCAAUCCCACAGCCCCUCCGACCAGCAGAUGAAGAUCAUCGGAAUCAAUUUGGGCAACGCGACCGAUCCUCUUCAGCUCCCAAUGUUCACAUCAAUACAAUUGAGCCAGUCAAUAUUGAUGACUUGAUUAGAGACCAGGGUUUACGAGGAGAGGGAGCCCCUUUGAACCAGCUGAUGCGCUGUCUUCGGAAAUACCAAUCCCGGACUCCCAGUCCCCUCCUUCAUUCUGUCCCCAGUGAAAUAGUGUUUGAUUUUGAGCCUGGCCCAGUGUUCAGAGGUUCAACUGCAGGUUUGUCUGCAACACCUCCCGCCUCUUUGCCUGGGUCACUUACCAAUGUUAAAGCGUUACAGAAAUCACCAGGACCCCAACGGGAAAGGAAGUCAUCCUCAUCCUCAGAAGACAGAAAUAGAAUGAAAACCCUUGGUCGAAGGGAUUCAAGUGAUGAUUGGGAGAUACCAGAUGGACAGAUCACAGUUGGACAGAGGAUAGGAUCUGGAUCAUUUGGAACAGUCUACAAAGGAAAGUGGCAUG
Mesitornis unicolor (brown roatelo) is the source of this 1414-nucleotide messenger RNA. RefSeq names its product serine/threonine-protein kinase B-raf. Gene Ontology annotation, biological process: signal transduction; protein phosphorylation. NCBI's taxonomy places the organism in Eukaryota, Metazoa, Chordata, Aves, Mesitornithiformes, Mesitornithidae. The record is from RefSeq and is a predicted model, not a curated record. Gene Ontology annotation, molecular function: protein serine/threonine kinase activity; ATP binding. The transcript is spliced from 12 exons. The annotation marks the transcript as partial.